Messenger RNA from Bradysia coprophila, 1997 nucleotides. RefSeq names its product NAD(P)H oxidoreductase RTN4IP1, mitochondrial-like. Gene Ontology annotation, molecular function: oxidoreductase activity. Gene Ontology annotation, cellular component: mitochondrion. NCBI's taxonomy places the organism in Eukaryota, Metazoa, Arthropoda, Insecta, Diptera, Sciaridae. The record is from RefSeq and is a predicted model, not a curated record.
GACGUCUAAUCGAAAUUCCAUCCGCAAAUCAUCAUCUACUGCCUGAGAUCAAAAUAUUAGUCCAUUACUCUUCUCGUCCACACUUUUUAAGCCAAAACAUUCGGUUUAAAGUGAAACGUUUUAAAUUGUAAGAAAAAGAAUUUGCGCCACCGUACAUCUUGACUUGAUAAAGUUUCAUUCACCGUAACAUUCACUCAGAAAUGUUUAAUCAACUUUGACUGCUUACAGUGUUUGCAGAGUCGAAAACGUAUUGGGACCGAAAAUAAUCACAGAAAUCGAAGAAUUAGACUUGUUAUAUAAUGGAACUAAUGUAAAAAUGAGUUAAUUGUCGGAACGUAUAAUGGACGAGUUACUUUUGAGAACGGAAAAUGCAUUAGAGACAAUUCAGGUGAAAUUUUGGUUAAAUUAAUUUGUGAUUAUGUACGAAUACCAAAGGUACGACUAAGAAUGUCCACGGAAAAUUUACAACGAGCCAUUCUCGAUUAUUCAGAGGACGGGCGUCAGGCUGUUUCGAACUUUGUCAACAAUAACUCCACCAUCGAUGCUGUAAAAGGAGCAUCGGAAACAGCUUACAGAGCUUUGAUCCGGUCGCUUCAAAAAUUGAAAGAAAUUGCCGUACAGCUUUCCAAUCCAGAGCCCAUAUUCGAACAAUUGAGAAUUUUGCUGCGCGAUGAGAUUUGCCAAAACAACAUUUUCUACGUGUGCGUUGGUCUUGGAUUCGGUGUGGCCGGUGGUUUUGUCAUCGGCAUGUGGUAUGCAAAACCGAAAUUAGCCGCUCCUGUAAUGAAGUCAAUAGCUUGCAUAUACUUCAAUGAACCAGAUAACCUUACAUUGUGUCACACAUCGAUCCCCACAUUCAUCGAAUCGACGGACAUUCUGAUCCGCGUUCGAGCCGUUUCCAUUCAACGAUUGGACCUGCGCAUAUCGAACGGCUAUGGACGGAAUUUCCGCCGCAUGAUCCAAAGUUACAAUAACACCGAUAAGACUGAACUGCCUUUGGUUAUUGGUCGUGCGUGUGCGGGCGUUGUCGAAGGUGUCGGUAGGGGAAUCAAAAGUAGCCUAGAAAUCGGUGACGAAGUGUGGUUAGCGUCACCGUGGUACGAAAGUGGACUGGCGUCGGAAAUUGUCGUUGCGCCCGAAUCACGUGUGGGACGAAAACCGUUUAUGAUUGCCUAUGAGGCUGCGGCUAGUUUGCCGUAUAGUGGGUGCGUUGCGUUGCAUGCAUUAGAAGCGUCGGGCAUGAAUGAAAUCAGUUCCGCUGGGAAAAGAAUUUUCAUUCAAAAUGCAUGUUCACCGGUCGGAUGUGUGAUUACCCAGUUGACGAGAAAAUGGGGGGCUUACGUCACAGCUUCAUGUCAUGUUCGAUCUAUGCCAGUUAUAAGGGCUUUAGGGGAUAGAGGUGCUGACGAUGUCAUUUCCAUUGACUAUGACGAUGAGGCUACACCGGCCGAGCAGCACAUACUGUUCAAAGAGCUGUCCAUACGGAAGGAGUACGAUCUUAUUUAUUUCACUACCGAAACGGACUACGACAAAGAAUUCAUACGAUCGUUUCUCACUCCCGAUGGGCUAAUCAUCGAUACGGUCGAACCGAAUUUGAAAACGGAUCGAUCGAUUUUGUCACAAUUUUUUUAUUCGAUUUACGUAAAAUUGAAAUUGAUUAGCGCCAAACUAACAAACACUCGUCCGACUUGGGAUGGUCCACAUCUAUGUCAUUUAGCUUUAGAUAGAUUAGCCAAUUAUGUGAACGAAGGGGUUCUUCAGACGGUGGUUGAUCAGGUUCACCCCCCACAAGAUGCCGAAAAUGCAAUCGAACAUGUGAGCAGCCAGAGAUCUAUCGGCAGUAGCAUUGUCUCAUUUCGUUGAAGAUAUGAAAAAUAUUAACUGAAAUAAAAACCCCGAACUAUAUCGACACACGAUUUCAACCCAGGUGCUUUGUUUGUGUUCAAAAUGAACGGCGACGACCUCAUAAUGUUAUACCUAUCAGAUACAAAAAAAAA